AUGAGAAUGGCAGACGAUGAUGAAGAAGACUACCUCUCCUCCAACCGAUCCUACCAGAUUUCACUGCCCACGAUACCAUCGGCCUUGGUCAGACAGGAGGGCACGGAAAACGACUCAAAUGGCGACGCAAUGGGAGACAAUUUUUCAACAAGAACAACAAGAGGCGCGUGGAAAGAAGAAACUGACCCGCAAACCGGCACGACGUUCUACCACAACACCGUCACCCUCGAAUCCCGGUGGGAACGGCCAGCAGACAUACCUACGGCUGGUGCUGAUGCCAACGCGGAUACUUCUCCGGAUAGCAUCACCACCCCGUCACAUUUGGACUCGAGUAGUGCGAACCCCUCAACCCUUCAGGCGAAGAUGCAACGAGAGGGCACGUCGUUGGUCAGUUUAGCACCAGCUCUGAUCCGGGCAAAAAGAAAGUGGCGGGCGCUCGUGGACAGUAACACAGGUAGCACAUACUAUGUUGACGAAGCCACCGGUGUGUCCCAGUGGGAACAACCAUCACCUGAGGAAAUCACGCUAUCGACAGAAACUGUUCUUGAUAGCCCUACCAAGGCAAUUUUGACCCCGAGCCCAUAUCAUCAGGCCCACCAAGCGGAGACCUCCUUGGUCGGAGUGGUACCAGCCUUGCUGAGAGCCAAAGAAAGGUGGCGUAACCUCGUGGACACCAACACGGGUAGCACGUACUACGUGAACGAGGACACCGGGGCGACGCAGUGGGACAAACCACCGGAGAUUGAUCGCUGUCAGGCACCUGACGACGGAGAUACGGUCCAAGACCCGCAGAUGGAAACCUCAGCGGUUGUUGGCGCGGAGGCUGCGACAGGUGCACCGGGCGAAAACGAAAAUGAGGAUCGCAACGCGUUAGCAACCGGUGGUUCUACUGACCAAAGGAGUGAUGCGCUUGAGACGCCCAGAGUCGUUGAAACCGACGACGUGUCGAAGUUGGCGGGAACAGGGGAGGAGGUUCCUGCAAAUGGACAGGCUCACGACAAUAGUGGCGGCGGAAACACCAGUACGUCGAGUCCGGACCCGUUUCUGCAGAGGGUAGGCUCGAACUCCACUUUGUCCACGUACGGCGGGGAGCUUGACUCUCUGGCGAAAUAUGUCACUGGUCACUCGUCCACGCUCGACAGAGGAGCAGUUGUUAGCAUCGAAGUCCCCAGUGAGGACAGAGAAUCAGCGAGUCCCGCAGACAUCGAAGAAGCAUCGCAUUUCACGGACACAGAAUCGUCUGGGGGAAACAAUCACACAGGUACAGGGUCGGAAAGGAAGAAUUCGGACGAGGAGACCUCCAAACACUCGACUUCUUCUAGGCAUGCAUCCAUCGCUGAACAAAGCACGGAAACGCCUUCGUCGGGUGUUGAUGCAGGCGAUUCAAUCAAGGAAGAACCCUGUGCCGUGGAAGAACAACAACAGGACCAGACCACAGAAACCACGGCCAACAGCAGCGUUUCUAGCAGUGUCCAGAGCGUCAGGCAACCGCUAAUGUCGGUUGUUUCGGUCGAUAGUCUAGGCCAGGCAACGGCACCUUUGCCAUCUGCUGACGACCUCGACGCGAAAGAACAAGGAACAUCUAUCGGUCAGCAGCAUUCCCCGCCGCAAGAAGAACGUCCCGGUAGUGAGGCCGAGUCAACAUCGCGUUUGGCAGAAGAAGAUGGGACGGAAGGAGACGCAGGCAACGUCUCUACAGCGCAGGACUUCGACGAGUCUGACGAUCUACGACGGCGAUCAAGUCCACCUGGGGAGCCUGUUACUUCCAGCGGCAAUGAAGGAACUGCAGGGGUGCUUCACAAGGAGAGACCAGCGGGGAAGUUGUCCGCACCCGACCUUGGACCCAUUAAAGUAGCCUCAGAACCGUCCAGCACGAGCGACGCGUCACCCGUUGAGGAUGUGCUGGACGGAGACGACGAAAGCUUACACGUCGUCCCUUCCGCCGCGAAACAGCCAUCUAGACUCUCUUUUGACGACGUGGCUGCCGCAACGGUAGCUCUUCAGCGCCUGCAAGCGGGCAUGCUGCGCAGGCGACAAUGUGCCGCGAUCGUGAAGCUCCAGGCGCAAGCCAGGGGCUGGGCGGCGAGGCGGUUAUAUUCAAGGCUAGUCGAGCGUGGCGAUACUAGGCGACGAGAAGAACGGGAAGCAAAGCAACGAGCGGCCACGACGAUCCAAGCGGUGGUACGGGGUCGCAUGGGAAGGAGAGAAGCGCUACUAUGGCAAGCACAGCGAGACAGCCAACACUCGCGGAACAUGCUCAAAGGGAGCGAUAGCAAGAGCGACGAAAACGAAAGGGAGCGUAUCACAACGUCCAACGGAAUGGAUGAUCUUGACGACGUGUACAACAUUCAGGGCACGGUAGUUCUUCUUCAGUCGAAGCAAGAGUGCAACGUCGAAGACAUAGCACAAUCACCGUGCUCUGUCCCAGAAGAAACGACGGCGAAGUCAACUACCGGUGGUGGUCAAGAAGAGGCUGAAACGUACGAUGGGAGCGUUGACGGAGAGGCGAGCGCGAACGGAUGGAACGAUCGCGCCGAUCUCAUUGACAGCAAUAAUAACAGGACUUCGGAAGAAGGGUCGCCAUCUCGAGAAGAUGGCCAUACCUAUGCCUUGAGCGAACACGAGCACUCUUCCGAGCUAGACCGUGACAGAUCUCCGGUGGGAAUUGAUGCCUACGGUGGCAUGGGAACGGGGUACGAGUCGGAACCUCUGGGAACAAUUGACGAGGAAGGAUAUCAGCGAAACGGAUACCUAUGGGGCGGAGGAGGAGCAACACCGGAAGAGCCUAACCCCGAGGUUCUAUCCUCGGAUGGUGAUGGGCCACCCGGCAACGACUACGAUACUGCUGUUUCUUCUCCCAAGGGGUCUGAGCGACAACAAGAUGCCGACGCUUCAGAGGAUGGGCGCAGUGCUUCCGACAAUGCCUACUAUGGUUUUGACCAUGAAGAGAGCACAGAAGAUGUCACGGACACGGACGACAAUGAUUCGGACGAAAGAAUACACAACAGUAGUCGAACAACUAUGAGUUCGGAAAGGACUUCCGGGGAGGGAGGAAUUCCGUCAGAUUUAACGGCUUCAGAAGGCGAUGAUGACCACAGCGGAUCUUCGUCCGAAGACGGUUACUUGCGUCAACAUUCCGUCAGGACGGAGGAAGAGGAGGCACAACAGCAACAACAACAACAACAACAACCUCCAAAAACGACCUUUGGUGACGACAAGACAGCUGGCGGAAGUGCUGGCGUGGACCGUGAAAUGGACAUACAGAGCGAGGGCAACAUUUCACGAACAAAUGGCGGCGAACUCGAUUACGAAGGGGAGGAAAUGGAAAGCUUAGAGCAUGAGGCCGAGGAGGAAAAGGCCAGAAAAGGAAUCUAUCUCGAUACGACGGCCCCGCUGGAAAGUCUUGAGGAGCUACGCACCCUGGUGGUGGCACAGGCGCAGGCCGCUGCUCGAGCGACCAUGACUGCCGCCGGGACGGACGCAUCUAAGCGCGAAGCAAUCAGAAUCAGGGAUCUCGCUGCUCAGCAAGCACAAGCUGCGGCGAGUUUCAGAGAGGCCAUACGGCACUCCAUCGCGGUAGAUGAUGGCGAUGACGACUCGAGUACGACCGCUUCAGGUGCUUCACCACUCGAGAUAGGUGUGGUAGAAACCUCGCCUUGCCUCACACAGGAGGUCAAAGCGGAUGAGAUCCCACCUGUUGGUAUGAGCCACAACCCACCCCAACCGAGUAGCGACUUAACGACAGAAGAUGGGGAAGAAGGCGGUCGCAGAAAGGGCAAAUCCCAUAUGUACGAUGCUGACAACCGAGACAAGGAUAAAGAAGAUCGGAAAAAGUCCGACCGACCGCCCACGAUACGCCAAGAUGAGCUGCAAGACACCUGCGACACCACCACGAGUGGAGCUGCACAUGUGCUCGCGUCGGACGUCAGCCGGCUCGCGUCACGGCAAAGCGAGGUGGCGAGCGAGGUUCUCCAGGAGCCUUCGUCGGAAGAUGCGAGGGGUACCCUGCCGGCAGAUCCGCGAACAUUUCACCGGAAGUUUCCGAAGGUGCUCGAGGCGCUGGCGGUGCUCGGGCCUUCGGUGGGGCUGCAGGCGAAGGCCGUCGGACUGAUGGAGGAGGUUGUCGAACGCACGGAUCAUUCGCGGAUCGACGCACGGAUAGAGGCACGAGCCGCACGGAAGGGAAGAAUAGGUCGCCUCGCGGAGUCGCUGGCGGAGGACGCGAAGCUGGUGGCGGCUAGGCACCAGCAUACGGCCGCGAGAAUGGAGGUGGCUCCGGACCCCGCAACUGCGAGGUUUGUUGCCGACGACAUCCGGCGACUAACCCUGGUGCAAGAAAAGCUGGCAUAUCGGGUUCAGCAAUUCAUUCUGACGGCGAGCGGGGCUGUUUUCAACAGCCACGCAGGAGAAGAUAACCCGCAUUCGAUCAACAAUGUGCAGAACGCCACCAUCGACAACGGGAGUAAAACUGCUGUCAGCGGUUCUGCCGCUACGGUUUCUAACGCCGCGGCCGAGACGAACAUGAGCGAAGCCAGUAUGAAGGAAACUACGACGACCGAAACGGCACAGGGCCGGCUUGGUAGGCUUGCUGCCGCCGUGGUGAAAGAACUCCGGAGUGGGGUCGACAUCGGGAGCGUCGCCGCCGCACGCGCUCAAGCCAUCCGCAGGGGGAGUCAGGCGGGCAGGCUCGCCGAUGAGUUAAGACUUAUAGCUUCGGGCCAGGCCGCUGCCUCGCUGGCUCUGGGCGACGCUGGGGCACAGCUCAUUGCGGACGCCGAGGCCGAAAAGCCGAUCCCGCGAGAAUACGCCUUGUCUCGUAGUUCAAGCACUCAUGACCAUAACCCCUUGGGCAGGACGCAUUGUGGAAAGCUUGAGGAAAUCAAUUGUAUUUCAGAAAUCGACCGCGGAGACGAGGGCGACAGCAGGGGUAAGGGACCCGCCAAUGCGGCUGCCGUUGUUGUUGGACACAAUGAUAACGAGCAUGACGUCGUUGUAAUCGCCCCGGAAACAGCUAGUAUUGUACCCAACGGCCUAGCAGCCGGGACCGGCGACGAGUUUGGACCAAGGGGGCCGUCCUUACCUCCAGCAGCAGUCAGUGUCGCUGGCUCAAGCAUGGCUAUCGAGAUGGCAGCCCAGGAGGAGGAAAUCGCCGCUGCGUCACGAAUACAGUCAUUUCUUAGGCGGCGUCGAAGACAGGGUAGGCUAGGAAUAGUUCCCGGCGGUUUGUCGACAGAGAGGGCAACAGUUGUGCCGGUCUUACCAUCUGCAGCCAACUCGUCGGGCGAACUCUGCAACGCCGGCAGCAGCAGAAGUAGAGCUACCGCUGACUGGUUCGUCGUGGCAUUACGGUCCCUGCGACGGGAGGUUGAUAAUUUCCUACUCGGCGGAACCGGAGUCGAUGUUGUUCGUGGCGGUAGUAGCGACGAUGGAUCAGCGGCACCUUCCGUGUCGGAUCUGGGGGAAAACGCAGGAGACAGCGGUUCGGACGAAGAUAUUGACAAAGCAGACGGAGUGGACGGCGAUUCGGACAACGACGGUGACGACACCGAGCCAGAAUCAUCGGAAGACUGCCCGGACUACGACUGGCCCACAUUCCCACCCGUGCCUUUGCGCGCGCGGGCUCCAUCGUUGUACACCCUCCCUCCUCCUAGCAGCGGCUCAUUGAGGAGGAAACCUCGCGACAGCAGCGAGAGGGCGCCCGGUGUUCCUGCCUCGAAGGGCCCUUUCACAAAGCUUGACCCUGAGGUGGCCGCUCGCCUGAACUCGGCGUCGUCGGUAUUCUGCCUCCGAGCAUCCGACGUCUUAACAGCCUUCUCGCCACCCCCGCCACCGCCUUCUUCUUCCCGUCUGAUUGCGUCGACUGCAACAUCGAGCGAUUCUUUGCCAAGGUCGCGCCCCUCCGCUAUUCCUGGGACCUCCGCCGGCCGCGAAGGCACCGGUGGUUUUCGCAGGCUGUCCUCGCCGGAAGCCCUUCGGCAGAGACUGCGGGUGGAGGCACAGGACGCUUCCCUUGCCGGUCUUGGCCGACCGUGGCUGCUGUCUUCCCGUGCCGUUAGCCUACAGACUCGUCACAAGCAGGAACAACAACGCUCAGCUUUUCUCCGGAAGAAAGGAAACUCGGGUAAACCUAUCGGGAUGUGGGGUGGUUGUGGUGGCAUCGAUCAGGUCAGGGGAAAGAGGCGGCGAACUGAUGCUUUCGGUCCUUUGACACCCCUAGGCCAACGCUUGGCCAGGCGGUACAACGCCGGGGUGGCCGCUAGAAGACGGCGUAUUAUCGGGGAGACAGAUGCAUUCCGGGCGGUGCACGUCGGGAGGCAGCUGAGGAUCGGGGCCUCUUUGAACGCCCUCGAGAGGGUAGAGCGCGCUCUGGACGCGCGGCUAUCCUGUGCGAGAGAGGCAACGGUGUCUUCAGCCCACAUUGCGGAGCUGCUGGAUGUUGUGGGCCGUUUCGUUUUCUCGGACUCGCAGUUGUGCGGGCAGCGGACGGAGGCAGCAUCUACGCCAUCAGGUGGCGAGGCAGUUGAAGGCAUCGCUCCUCAACGAAGUCGUUGUCGAAUAUGUCAGGAGCUGCUCGAAGAUCUACGCCAGAAGUUUCCGGUCGUGCGGGAGCAGUCUAGCUGGGGGAACGAAACCAACCCGUUCUGCUGCGACCGUCGCUGGCAAGGCAGCCCGCGGAUCGGGUCACCCGAAUGGGAAAAUAAUACGAUAACACCAACGUCCACAGACGACCCCAAUCAGGACAAUGCAAACGACGGGAGGGGAAACGACGCCUACAACAUGAGUCUCGAACGUGUCGCUUCUACUGAGGGUGCAGAAGAGGCACAAUCACCUCCAUCGGCAGUGGUGGGCACAACCGGUUUAAGGGUGAGGAACGGUGACGAUGCGGGUGCCAGCUACGGUGGGGCUGCGAUGUCGUGGCCGUCGCCUUCGGAAAACGCAGGCGGGAAAAACUGCCCGAGACCCGGUUUGCUCCCACCAGUUUCCACACCGGGAUCCGUCGAGGAGGACACGCCCGCCACAGGGUCAGUUCGAUGCAGGCGGGGGGCGGCAGGCUUGAUGCAAUCGGGAGCUGUAGUACCGGGUCUUGAACGGCGGGGUAGUAAGGUGGGCGCGAAGCCGCCCCCGAAGCCUGAUGCCGUGGCCGCUGCCUUCUCGGCUCACCUUCACGGCGUCGACAAGUACCCGUUGGAGUUGGCUCGACUUUGCCGGUUCGCGCAGUUCCUGACGGAGAACGAACUCCUUCGAGAGGCGUACGAGGUCAUCCUUCAUAUACUCUCCUCGUUCACUACCUCGGAGCGCGACGGCAUCAGCGGAAAAGACAACAGAGGCAACUACGGCAACAGCAACAGAGGCAACGAAGGCAAAAGCAGACCAGCCACGCCGCCUUCGUCGUGGUCGUUUUCUCCCCUGCCCGCCUUGCCGACCGGCCUACGCGGGCAGCUGCUUGUCGUGGCUGGCCGUCUUGCCGUCGCCACCGGCCGCUACCCGCAGGCCGUGCGACAUGUCAAAGAGGCUGUGCGAACCGUCACGGACAACAGCACCAAAGCUGGUCGCGACACGAGCCCCGCGGUUCUGGUGUCGGCCAGCGAAGUGUUUGAAUACCUCUUAGACUUCCGGUCGGCGGAAAUCAUUCUCUUGGGGUGCCUUUUGCAUGACCCCGACUACAAACCAGCCCUGUCAAGCUAUGGUAGACUGGCGGCGCGAAAGGGUGAGCUAAGUGUGGCCGAGAGGUACCUCACGAGAGCUACGUCUCUCUCGGGCGGCCGCGACCAUGCAGCGAAGGGAGGAGAGAGGGGAGGGAAGACGGCUGGGGUUGGGGCGGCUGAAGAUUGGCUUACUCUGAUGAAGUUUUAUGCAGAGAGAACGCCGUCCUCGGCGAGGGCAACGGAUACGUUGACAUGCUUUCGCAAAGUUCUGAGCUGCCUGGACUGGACGAACCUGGAACAGCAGCGCGUGGCACAGUCCCUACCCCGGAAAGCUACCGCUACUGCCGCGCCACAAGGAGGGGUGGAUUCCACCACGUCGCCGCAAUCUUCAUCGGAGACUUUCGACAAAUCAUGGCAACCGAGGGGGGAGAUUCUGCUAGAGCUCGGCCGCUUCGAGCUAGUCCAUAACCGAAGCAUAAAGAGGGCGUCAGCAUUCUUCAGGGCCUGCCUACGGGAGAGUCCUUGGCAUGCUUCCGCAAAGGUGCAUCUGGCUGUUUGCAUGCUGGAGCAACUCGGACCUUUCAAGGACGGGCGACCUCCGUCCAGGGCCACUAUGAAAAUCGACUCUCUUCUCCGCUCUGUACUAAACUUCAACGGCUAUGGCCACGUCACACGCUCCCGGACACCCACUCUCAAUACCGUCGGCGGAAAUGUAAGACCAAAAGCAUCGGCGGCACCACCCUCUUCACCCACGUUGACGCCAACCCGGAUCCGAGGAAAGGGCGCGAGCGCCUCUGUCGGGGCGACGGCCACCACUAACCACGCCGGUCACAACACCCCGAUCAAAUACGACGCAACACCCAGAAGCAGCUCUGUUGGCGCCGCCAGACAUGGCGGCGGCGGUGGCGGCGGCCGUGGGAUAUGGUUGUUGUGGUUAUUUUACGCCAAGUUCGCUGAACGUUGUUUGAAAGACCCGCAGUUGGCUCUGUUCGCCCUCAACAGAGCUGCUGCAGCUGCGGCUUCAUUGCCGGGUCGACUGGGACAGUACCGAUCAAGGAGGGGCCUGAAUCCUAACGGCGGAACAAUAGGGGAUGGGGUCAAGUUGGACUUCAGGGGGGGAGCUGUUCCUUUCACGCUCGUCGCGCGGGCACAGUUUUGUCAGCGUUGGCCGAAGCUUUCCGAGUGCAUCGCCGGUUCAUCUGGGGGUGGUGGCGACGUGGACUCUUCACCCGAAGAAAGUUUGAUGGACGCUGCUAUGAGGCAAGCACCACUCUCGGAGCACUACGCCUAG
Messenger RNA from Ectocarpus siliculosus, 8937 nucleotides. NCBI's taxonomy places the organism in Eukaryota, Phaeophyceae, Ectocarpales, Ectocarpaceae. The record is from the annotation of a GenBank genome assembly.